AUGAAGCAGUUAGCCCCGAAUUGGAUAGUGUUAGUAUGCUUAUAUCCUAGCAUUAUGCUGUUCGGUAGUCUUACUGGUUCAUUAGGAGGUUACAAUAAAUCAAAUGGUAAUGGCCAUAAUGAUAUUGAUGAUUUGCCCAGUGAACCUUCAGAUAAAUUUUGGUUAAUUAGAUCUAACAGUUGGUUCAAUCAACUAUUUGCAUAUAACGGUAAUACCGUUUUCCUAGGGCUAUUUUUAAUAAUAGUGUCAUUGCAGGUUUAUUUCUCAAGAGAGGAUGCAAGAUUAUCAUUACCUAUUGAAAUUAGAACUAUUUCACGCAUAAAACAAUUUCAAACUAAACAUUAUUUAAGGAUUGCCAAAGAAUAUAUUUGUAAAUUAAUAUUAAAAUAUUUUUUCUUAUAUUUAGAAUUUCUGUUCAUUGAUCAUUUAUUUGUAUUGACUGGUGGUUAUUGUACAAAUGGUAGUGGUACUCGAGAUGCUAUGAUAUGUAGAUCAGGAAAUGGUGAAUGGGUUGGUGGAUUUGAUAUUAGUGGUCAUUUUUGUUUUUUAGUUACUUUAAGUUUAAUCAUAUGGUUGGAAUUAUUUAAGUUAGAAGAAUUUAUUAGAUCAAGAGAUUUAAAAUCCAAUGUAACUAAUGAGGUUAUAUUUAUGGUUUUUUUUAUUGUAUCGAUUUUAAUACUUUGGAUAGUGAUGUUAUGUGUCACCUCUCUAUAUUAUCACACGUUCGUGGAAAAGCUGCUGGGUUGCAUAAUGGGUUAUAUAUGUCCUAUUGUAAUGUAUCGGGUGUUACCAAGGAAUACUAUAUUUACACGUUACAUAUAUAAGUAA
Henningerozyma blattae CBS 6284 is the source of this 828-nucleotide messenger RNA. It is a transcript of the gene YFT2, whose product is annotated as Yft2p. Gene Ontology annotation, biological process: lipid storage; lipid droplet organization; phospholipid biosynthetic process. The record is from RefSeq and is a predicted model, not a curated record. Gene Ontology annotation, cellular component: endoplasmic reticulum membrane. The coding region runs from base 1 to 828 and encodes 275 amino acids. Lineage: Eukaryota; Fungi; Ascomycota; Saccharomycetes; Saccharomycetales; Saccharomycetaceae. The transcript has a single exon.